Molecule: messenger RNA, 1504 nt
Organism: Alternaria rosae
Lineage: Eukaryota; Fungi; Ascomycota; Dothideomycetes; Pleosporales; Pleosporaceae
Exons: 1
Coding region: 103-1176 (357 amino acids)
Biological process (GO): rRNA base methylation
Cellular component (GO): cytoplasm
Molecular function (GO): rRNA (uridine-N3-)-methyltransferase activity
Source: RefSeq, a predicted model, not a curated record
CCUGAGUUGGACCCAAACUAAUCAUUUUCGUCAAGUUCCCCGCAAACCUCCGAGCCGCAUCCAAUUGAUUGCACUCUCUCCAAUCGCAAAUAUAGCAACGACAUGUCAAAGACAAAGACAAAGCGCGCUCGUCGCGAGCUCAAGCGCGAAGGCGAGAAGAAGAUCUUUGCAUUCCACAAAAAGAACGCGAAAGCAGCGGCCGACUCCAAACCCACGGCAAAAACUCCGGCGAACAAAAAGCAGAAGAUGAGCGCACCAAACGCAGCAGCUACAUCGACAACAACGCCCGCCCACACACAACCCCCAAAGAGGAAGCACAAAAUCCCCUUCGGCGAGUACGACCACAUACUCCUCGUCGGCGAAGGCGACUUCAGCUUCACGCGCUCCCUCGCCAUAGAACACGGCUGCGCGAACGUAACCGCAACGAGCUACGACGACGAAGAAGACGUCCACAGCAAAUACCCCUCAUUCCCAGAAAUUCAAACCGAGCUCUCGUCCCUCACACCACCCGUCCCCCUCCACCACGACAUCGACGCAACAAAACUAUCCAGCUACAAACACCUACGGUGUAACCGCGACGACGACGAUGACAACGACGAAGAAGGCUGGGACACAAUCGCCUUCAUGUUCCCGCACACAGGCGGUCUAUCCACCGACGUGAAUAGACAAGUGCGCGCCAACCAAGCCCUCUUGGUAUCCUUCUUUAAAUCCUGCCUCGACACCUCGAAUCCCAAACGGCGGCUACAAAUCCUCCGGAACCAAGACGAUAACAAGAAAGGCAGCCCGCCCCAGCAACCCAUCCGCCCCUUCCUCCGCAUGGGUGGCAAGAUUAUCGUCACGCUCUUUGAAGGCGAGCCGUACACGCUGUGGAAUAUCAGGGAUCUGGCGCGCCAUGCGGGGUUGAAGGUGGUGGAGAGCUGGCAGUUUGAUUGGAGCCAGUAUCCGGGGUAUCAUCAUGUGAGGACGCUGGGGGCGAUGGAGACGGGGUGGAAGGGCGAGGAUAGGGCAGCGCGCAUGUUCGUGUUUGAGAAGAUUCCGUUGGUGGCGGAUAGUGAUGAGGAGAAGGAGAUGGCGAGGCAGGCCAAGGUGGGGAGGGGUGGGCGGUUGCCGAGUCAGAAAGAGGCAAUGAAGAGGGCGUUGGAGGAGGAUGACGAGGAGGAUGAAGAUGACGAGUGAGCUGGAGAUGGCGGAUGCGCGCAUGAUGGAGCAAAAUCUCCGAUGUUGAGAACAAAGACGCUCGUGGCUGAGGCGCAAAGUGGUCAUUGAGCUUAAGAACAAUACCCAAGGCCUUGAAGUCCUACCUAUCUACACAUGAAAGAACCAGGUACGCCGACCCAUUCCACACCGAGCAGAUACCCAUACCAAAACGCCACGCUAUACCGGACUAUCAUACAAGUGCCGCUAGAAGAAAGAAAGAGAGACAAAACAUCACAUAACAUAAACCUUCCGGACCUCGCUCUCAGGCCACUGCUUGCCGCUCAGUCCUUCCGCCGGAUCCCUCACG